This is a messenger RNA of Chara braunii, 535 nucleotides long. The record is from the annotation of a GenBank genome assembly. NCBI's taxonomy places the organism in Eukaryota, Viridiplantae, Streptophyta, Charophyceae, Charales, Characeae.
CGGUUGUGCACUAAUCACCAUGGUUAACACCCGUAGUGGGAAGAGCACUAGCCCCUAUACCCAGGCUCAACAAGAGCAGAUGGUCGCCUUAGUGAAAGAGAAUAGAGAGAGGAAAGAGCUCCUGAAGCAAGCGAAAUCGAAAGCAAUCGCAGAGGAGCAGGCGGCGAAAAUGAAGAAAUUGGAGGAGGAGAUGGAGGAGAAGAAAAAGGCCGUCGAGGAAGAGGCGGCAGCAAAAGAAGCGGAAGAGAGAAGACGCAGGGAAGCAAAAGGGGAGAGUAGUGGCACGGCGAAUGAGGAUGCAGAGAUGGAGAAGAAUAUCAGUGAGUGGAUAGAUAAUUUAUCGUUGGGGGAAGAUGAGGAGGCACAGUUGUAUGUGCCACAGGAGGAAAAGGAGGCGUUUGCCAGGGCACUAGCAACGAUUGAGGAACCCCUGGAACGACAGGAGACAGAGGAGGAGAAGAAGUUGGAGUGAAAGUUGAGAAUGAAGAGGGAGAAGAAGAGACGGAGGGAGGAAGUUAAUCGAUUGACCACAGAG